UUGUUAUCGGUAAUUUUCCUUUGUCUACCGUUUGUUCUUACAUACAUACAUAUUACGACGUUAGUUGUUUACAUUGUUAUGGCGCUGAAAUACUUUUGAAAAUGACUUCGAAAACCAAUGCCAACGAUGAUGAUCCAUGGGACGCGAAUUUCGAUGAUGAGGAACUGCACACGUUGAUGGGUAUAUUGGAUAAACCUCUGGAAGGUUUAAAUAAUUCUUCAAAACUGUGUGAUGUUGAGCAACACAGAGGAUUUGAUAGAAAUGUUGGAGACACCUGGAUCUAUCCCAGUAAUCUGCCAUGUCGAUCCUAUCAAAUGAGUAUUGUUCAGGCGGCUUUAUAUCGCAAUACUCUGGUGGUGCUGCCCACUGGUUUGGGUAAGACUUUUAUUGCAGCUGUGGUCAUGUACAAUCUGUAUCGUUGGUAUCCUCGCGGUAAGGUGAUAUUUAUGGCUCCAACAAGGCCCUUGGUGAAUCAACAGAUAGAAGCCUGCCAGAAAAUUAUGCCAUUUCCCCGCAAAGACACUGUGGAAUUGACUGGAAGAUUACCGAAAGCCAAGCGUGCUGAGCUAUGGAAAACAAAGAGAGUAUUUUUUGCCACACCCCAAGUUGUACAAUCUGAUAUUUUGGGCAAUUAUGUUCAGGGUGAUGAGGAGGGGGUGGAAAGCAUAUUGGAAGAUUCAACAAGUUCCUGUAAUUUCGAAUUUCCAUUCGAUGAUAUCAAACUGAUUGUUGUGGAUGAAGCGCACAAGGCCAAGGGGAAAUAUGCCUACGUUGAAGUUGUUCAAGCAAUUGCUGCAAAGAAUAGAUAUUUUCGUGUAGUUGCCUUGUCCGCAACUCCGGGACGCACCAUGGAUGAUGUGGCGGAGGUGAUUCGUAAUCUCUUGAUAUCUCACAUUGAGGUACGUUGUGAGAACUCCGUUGAUGUGGUACCUUAUGUCCACAAACGUUCCAUGGAAACUGUGGUGGUAUCCUGGGGGGAACGUAUUAAAGAAAUACGAGAAGAACUCUUGGAGAUAAUUGAUCCAUAUUUGAGACAGCUCAUAGAUUGCCAAAUGCUUUCGGGAUCUCUGGCAAAUAUAAAUCGCAAUUUUUUACUCUACGAACAAAAACGUUAUCAGGAACGUUGUCAACACAAUGGACGUCAUCCUCAACAUUCCGCCAUAAUGAGUAAUUUUUCCAUUUGCAUAAGCCUAUAUCAUUCACUGGAGUUGCUCGAACGUCAUGGUGUAAGAGUUUUCCUUAACAACUUUGAAGAAGACAUGGAGGGGAAAACGAAAUUUGUUAUACAAAUGGAUCGCCGUUUGCGGAAUAUGAUUGAUCGCCUAAAUGAGGAAGUUGGCCCCAAUCCGUUUAAUGUGUCGGCUGGUCCCAUGACGAAUGGUAAGAUUGCUGAAAUCCCAAAAGAUUUGGAUUUUGGUCAUCCGAAAUUCGAAAAGGCCAGGGAGUGUUUGCUCAAACAUUUCGAGAACCAUGCGGAGUCUCGGGCCAUAGUCUUUUGUGAAUAUCGUGAGUCGGUUUUGUUAAUCUAUCGUAUGCUUCUGCAGCAUGUCCCUCUAUUGAAGCCAAAAUGUUUUGUUGGCCAAGGUGGUACCGGCAAUCUAAGACCCCUUACCCAAAAGCAACAAAUACAGAUAAUGAACGACUUUCGUUCGGGACAAAUCAACAUACUUAUUGCCACCUCCAUUGGCGAAGAAGGCAUUGAUGUGGGUGAAGUGGAUUUGAUUGUUUGCUUCGAUAUAAGUACCACAAAUCCUACAAGGUUUAUACAGCGUAUUGGCCGAACUGGAAGAAAGAAAAAUGGAAAUGUCGUAAUGCUAGUUACCGAGGGGAGAGAACAACAAAUUUUGAAAGAUGUCCUCCAUAGCAAGGAUCAGAUGAAUAAGAAAAUACUAAGUUCCUCGGUAGUGCGGCGCUCCUUGUAUAAUCAGGCGCCACGUUUGGUUCCCACCGAUAUUAAGCCAAAAUGUUUGCAGACAUUUGUAACUCCAGACGCAGAAAAUGAUGCCGCUGGUGAUGACAAGAAAAAACCCAGUGGUUCAAAACAAGCGAAGAAAGCAAUGGGAAAUGAGAAAGGUGCUCAAGAUUUGCGUACAUUUUUCAACAAAAAGCCAACCAAGGAAUUGGAUGCCGAAGAUUUGGAAUAUUUUGAAAUCGACACAAAAAUGACACAAGCCAAACCGGGCAUACAUACACAGCAAAGGCUGGAAAAGAGUUUUGAUCGCAUGAAACAUCUUUUCAAUGAUAUACAGUCACCAAAACCAUCGCAAUUGAAAAUCAAGGCUGAAGUUCCUACAAUCGAAAUUGAAUCAGUGGAUUUGUGUGAUGACACAUCGGAGGAAAAAAUUGAAGAUGUGACACCGAAAAAACGCCAAAAAUUAAUGAAUGACAGCCCAAGUUCCACACCGAGUUGUUCUAAAGAUCAAAUGCAAAACACUGGAAUUUGUGAUAAUGGCGAUGAUGAUGCUAUAUCUGCCAAUGAAAUUUACAUAAACGAAAGACUUAAGAAAUUAGAGAUAUUCAUGAACACCACUCACACAACGCCGGAAGUCUUAAAACGAGCCCAAAUCAACGACUUAUCUUAUCAUUUAAAAUCCAAGGAAAUGUCCGAUGAUAUGAAAUACAAACUGCUAACUGUACACAAGGAUUAUCUACGCAAUAACCUGGAGCAAAUGAAAGUUUUGAAUGCCCUUCAGGAUUUCGACAAUGAGACAGAGGAAGAAAAGUCAAUUCGUGAGAUUCAUCGAAUAAUUGUUAGACUUUUUGGAGGCUUGGAGAAAGCUGAAAAGUUUCUGGAAGAAUCAGAAAUGGAGAAAAUGAAGUCCGAGGCCACAAUCGAUGACAUUCCCUCCGACGAUGAGUCAAUCGAUGAAGAUGAAAUGAGAAAGAAAGUUGAUGAAAUAUUUGCUGAUUUUGAACUCUUAGAGCCGAGUGAGACAUUCGAUUGGUUUUACGAAAGAUACAAGCAAACCGCAAAAUACAAAGAAGAAGAAGAGCAAAGGGCCAAGACUGCGUCUGCAUCCAAUGUACAAGAAUCAAUGGUCUACAACACCUUCGUGGACAAUGAAUCCGAUGAGCGCACCCUUAAUUUGGAAGAGGAAAAUGAAGCUUCAUUCACUGAGUCCAAAUAUUGCAGCCAAUGGUUGGAGUUUAAUAAACCAGACAUGGCUUUUAAAUCCACACCCCUGCAGGGACCCACUAAAAAGUCCUUAAAUCUAAAUUCCACUACCAAUACCAAGGCAAUGAAUUUAUUAAAUAAACUUGAAGAAACCGAUAAAGAAAAAGUAAUGGAAGACCACAAGAAAUCAAAGGGAGACGAGAAAUGUAAAGAUUCCCCUGACAAAUCCAUGCCCAGUAACAAAUUUUUGGAUUCUCUUUUAAUGUGCGAAAGGGAAUUAAAUACACUGCUCUUGGAAAAGAACAAGGAAGAGGAAGAAAAGAAAGAAAUCCCUAAUGGGAUGUAUGAUGAAAGUUCCGGAGAUACUGAUAUGACCACCGGCUCAUUGGCAAUACCGGAAACGGAAUUUCCAAUGGAGACAAAAGUUACAAAAGCGACGGAAGAAAAUGAUAUUUUAUCUUCCACUGUAAAAGGAAGCAAAGAUAUUAGUCUGGCCAUGGAUGAGGACGAUGAGGAUGAAAUGUUCCUAGCAGCCAUGGAAGCUGAAAUACAGUUUACCCAAACAAAAACCAAUGACCAGUCUAAGACUAAUGCCAAUUCUUCUAAUGGUUUGGAUAAAACAAGAAAAGAUGCCCCCGAAGAUAAACAUAAUUCCAGUGUCAAAUUGACACCUCCCUCUUUGAAUUCCACACCUGACAUUAUUGAAUUUAAAACAACGAAUGAGGAAAACAAAAUAUCCGCAAAUUUACCCACACCACCUGAGAUCUCCAUAGAAAAGGAAUUGGAUUUCGAUAUGGAGGCAUUUAUGGAACCAUUCCCAGAAGAAGAGGAACUCAUGAAAUCAUCAUCAACGAGUAAAGUGUCAUCAGCGCCCACGCGGCGUGAGAGUCUCAAGGAAAAUUUAAACAAAGAUUCUAUGGCCCGCCAAUCCCCUGACUUAUUUGCCGAUGACCAAAUGAAAUCUCCCAAUCUUUUGCAUGCCAAGCCCACAAUACAAAAGACAUCCUUGGCCUCAAAAUUGUCGGCCAAACUUAAUUUAGCACGCAGCCAUUCGACCCUCAAUCCUGCCACCUCAACUAAAUUGAUGUCUCCCAGCAAAAGUACAUUACCCACAAAUUCUAGUGCCAACCUAACAUCACCCUCAACACGAGCCAAUACAAAUAGUAUACAAAACGAUAAAUCUCCUAGUCUUUUUGAUAUGUAUUUGAAAAAUGGUAAGGGUCGUGUAAAAUUGCCCAGUGCCUUAAGAAAUACCUCAUCGUCGUUGGGUAUAUCAAGAUCAGAAAAUGAUACCGCAUCACAUAGCCAUAGUAAGCCAUUACUACCGGCCACACAAGAUGAAAGCAUUUUGGUGGUAAGAAAACGUCCGAGUGCCCCCAAACGUAAAAUAUUUGAUAGUGAUACCGAAGGUGAGAGCAGUGAAAAUGAUGUGACCGUAAUCGCCGCCGAUGACCAUGAUGAAGAUGACGAUGAUAGUGAUUUCGAACAAAUUGCAGCUACCCAAGCAGCUGAUGAAAGUAGCAUACAUCAUCGUAGAAAAAGGCGAAAAUAUAAUUCGUUUAUUGAAGAUGAGGCCGCAUUAAGUGGUUCCGAUCAAAGCGAAGAUGAAGCUGAACAUUCCAUUGGGGGUUAUAUGUUGGAUUCUGUAGUGGUGCACAGCGAUGAAGAUGAUCCAGAUCAGGCAUCCACCUCACACAUGCAGGCCAUGUAUUUGCAAUCGCUCAAGAGUCCUGCUCCACGACGAGGAGGAGGUUUUAAAAUCCCCGCACCGCGUGUAUACGACGAUCAUUCACACAUCUACUCCCAAGCUCUUUUACCCGAAGAGAUAUGUUCCCAAUACAUGCCUGAUUCAUUUGUUGUCGAAGAGGAUGAUAGUUUUAUCAACAACAAUGCCAAUAUAACUGAAGUUUCAAUGUGUCCCUUGGAAAGAGCGGAGAAGAUCCUUAAAGAACGUAGAAAAGCUAAGAAAAAUGCCAAACUUGCUGCUAGUGGGCAAACGGCGACGAAAUCAAAAGGGAAGAAAAAGAAGGUCAAUUUGAUCGAUGAUAGUUCAGAUGAUGAUUUCGUUUUAUAAAGACUGAUUAUUAUUUUAAGCUGCCAUAUAGAUGUAAUAGGAUAGGAUCUUUUGGUUUAGAAUUAAUUAUUAAAUUUAAAAUUCGCUUUUUUUGUGAAUACUAUUGUAAAAGUGUGCUAUUUGAGAUUAUGAAUUGUUAAAUACAAAUAUAUUUUAGUGAAAUUUCAA
Molecule: messenger RNA, 5357 nt
Organism: Musca domestica (house fly)
Lineage: Eukaryota; Metazoa; Arthropoda; Insecta; Diptera; Muscidae
Exons: 5
Coding region: 102-5189 (1695 amino acids)
Biological process (GO): double-strand break repair via synthesis-dependent strand annealing; interstrand cross-link repair; replication fork reversal
Molecular function (GO): 3'-5' DNA helicase activity; ATP binding; four-way junction helicase activity
Source: RefSeq, a predicted model, not a curated record